AGACCGACAUUUGGGGUCUGAGUUUCCUCUCCCAUGACGCUCCGUCAUCUCCAUUUCUCUCUCUCAAAACCCCAAUCUAUGAAACCCCUUUUUCCAAGGCCCAUUCCCGCCAUUUUUCAAAUCGCCAAUUUCUCCAACGCCCCAUUUCACCCCUCCCACGCCACCUCCUCCUCUUCCCGCCGGCACGAGGUGGAAAGCCGGCGUGUUAAGGUCUCGGUAUGGUGGGAUUUCGAGAAUUGCAACUUGCCGACUGGCUCCAACGUGUUUAGGGUGACCCAGGGCAUCACUGCCGCCAUUAGGGCUAAUGGGAUCAAGGGUCCCAUCCAAAUCACGGCUUUCGGAGAUGUAAUGCAGAUGUCGCGGGUUAACCAGGAGGCCCUUUCGUCUACGGGAAUAAGUUUCACUCACGUCCCUAAUGGUGGAAAGAACAGUGCUGAUAGGUCCCUUCUUGUGGCCCUUAUGUAUUGGGUUUCCCAAAAUCCCCCGCCAGCACACCUUUUCUUGAUUUCUGGAGAUAGAGAUUUUGCCAGUAUUCUGCACCGGCUAAGGAUGAACAAUUAUAACAUCUUGCUUGCUAGUCUAGAAUCUGUGCCCAGUGUUCUAAGCAGUGCUGCUAGUAUCAUGUGGCAAUGGAAUGCUCUAAUUAGAGGGGAGAACCUCACAGGAAGGCAUUUUAAUCAACCGCCAGACGGUCCCUAUGGUUCUUGGUAUGGGCAUUUUAAGUCACCUCUUGAAGACCCUUUUGUGGCUAUGGAGCAGCCAACUCUUUGCUGUACUCAGGAGCCAUCUAAUUCUAAUUCAGAAUUGAAAAUUCGACCGAUACCAAAAGCUGUUCAGAAGCUUAUCCUUCAUAUCCUUUGCUCAAAACCCACAGGAAUUUCAAGUAAAGAACUUCGCUCAGAACUGGAUAAAAGCAAUUUGAGUAUAGAUAAAGACUUGUAUGGGUAUAAGAAGUUUUCUUGUUUUCUUUUAGCCAUGCCACAUAUUUUGAAACUCCAAUCUGGAAAUGAUGGCCAGUUAUUAGUACGGGGUGUCUGCUCAAAGGCUUCUGAACAAAAUGGGGGUAUUUCCAGAAUAACUGCGGCGGGAGUUAGUAAUGCAGGAGUACCAGCAGAUUCGAAGCCACAGUCAGCACCUAGUCCGUACUGUGUCCCAAAAAUGAAAACUUCAAAAAAUUUGCAAAAGCGAGAAAAAGUGAAAUAGCGUGCAAUGGAAGUACAGGAGCCUUUACUGAAGGUGCAGCAGUCCCCUAAAGGCAGGAAAUUGUCCAGUACUGAAGUAUGCUUUUCCUUCUAAAGAUUUGGCAGAUCCCCCUUGAAAAUGUAUAUGUUACAGGGACUAAAGCCACGGGAAGUCAGUUGCUUAUUGCAAAGGACCACAGUUCUGGGAAAAGUGGUUUGGGAAUGUUAAUGAAGAAAAAUCUAAUGGCUGUGAUAAAUUUCUGGUAAAAAGACAUUGAGAAUGUGGAUGUGAGAUCAACAAGUCACUCUGAGGCCUGUGUAAUUUUGGAUAACUCAGGUUCGGAAGCUGGUUAAAAAUUUGCACAAAGUAAGCAAGGUUCUGAAACACAACGAGGUAUACUCAAAAAGUUUCAUUUUGAAAGGAUAUGGUGGCAUCAUUUUUAGAUGCAGUACAAGGUUCAGCCCUUGUUCUGAAGCCGAGGACUAGGUAGUCCUUUAGUAGCUUACUAAUCCGCCAAACUGCAUGUAAAAUAGUCUAAGAGUUCACAUGUAGUCUGAUGCUUGGGUUUAUAACAGAAUUUCCUUUUGAAAAUUUUGUAGCAGUGGCUCACUGGUUAUUACUCCAUUUUGACUGUAUAUCAAGCUGCAGAUGGCACAGAAUCUCCAAAAACAAUGCCCUUUUCUUGGACUUCUCCGUGAAAAUGAUCUUCAUCUUGUGGACUUGCUCAUUUCAGAUAAGAAAUUGGUGGAAGAAAUCUUUUUCCUUCGAACUCUCUUGAUCCGCUGGUGGAAGUUCCCAGCAGAGCUGAAUAUCAUCUUUCUGGAUAUAAAACUCACAACUGAUUCAGAAAAGUCUAGAGAACACGGUGGAAAAACACCAAAGUUGUUAAGACAAUAGUCACUGAAUCUGUACAAAGGAACUCCAUAGGCAAGUCUAGAAAAGAGAGAAGCUUUUGUAUGAAAUUGUGAAGGAAUACCCUGAUGAUGCCUGCAAUAAGAGUAGAGUCCACUCAUAUUUUCCCUUCUGGUACAUUUUCAGCUAGCCCCAAUCUACCCACUGGGUUGAAGCUUAAACAAGGUAAUGUGCUAGUGAUAAUGUUCCAAAGAAGGGUGAUGAUCUUGGCUCUUUCUGAGCAGAGGUAGUUGAAGAAGGGUGAAAUGGAGCUGUGGAGAAGAUGAGCAGACAUGAUUUUUGUGUUAAAUUAAUGUGUGCAAAGGGGAAGGGGAGAAGAGUGCCAUACUUUUAGUGAUUGCUGUAGUUAAUGCCAAAUAGUAGGGACUAGGGAGAUAUUCUUUGGCGAUGCAACAAUAUUCUUUGGAUAACCUAAUUUGGAAAUAAAUUAUGCUAUGGACCA
Ipomoea triloba (trilobed morning glory) is the source of this 2536-nucleotide messenger RNA. RefSeq lists its product as uncharacterized. NCBI's taxonomy places the organism in Eukaryota, Viridiplantae, Streptophyta, Magnoliopsida, Solanales, Convolvulaceae. Gene Ontology annotation, molecular function: RNA nuclease activity. Gene Ontology annotation, cellular component: peroxisome. The coding region runs from base 34 to 1203 and encodes 389 amino acids. Gene Ontology annotation, biological process: regulation of gene expression. The transcript is spliced from 2 exons. The record is from RefSeq and is a predicted model, not a curated record.